AUGUGGGCUAUAUCGUUUGGCCCGCUGAUUAAACCAUUGCUUCUUGGCAAAAUUUUAUAUGCACCGGCAACACCUGUUUCUAAUGCAAUUAUUGCCAAGGUAAACAAAACAUUCGAAGAAUUGGAUAAAAUUCAUCAAUUUGCCAAAGCUUGGGUCACUUCACCACUUAAUCUAACUGCUCUAUUCGGCGAUCUACAAAAUACUAACAAUAUCAAGAAAGUUUUAUCGAAUCAUCUAUUUCAAGAAUUGUUUAAUAAUAUUAUCGGAAUGAAUACAUUUGAUAUGGAAUCAAUAAUUUCAAUGUUAGAAAAUUUCAGUGGUGGAACUAAUGUUGAUGUUUUGAAAAAUAUUGAAAUAAUCAUGAAACAAUUUAGUGAUUAUUUGCCUUGUAUUGAAUUGAAUCGUUUUGAAGCACUUGAAUCAGAAGCUGAACUUGUCGAACGUGCAAAAGAAUUACAUCGAAAUCGAAUGGUUAUUGCUGGAAUUGUUUUUCCAAAUUUAAAUAGUUCAAAUCCUAAUGCAAAUUUUCUUCCACCACAUCUUCAUAUUAAAAUUCGUAUGGAUGUUGAUAGUGUACGAACAACAGAACAGUUAACAAGUUGGCUAUUUUUUCCGGGUCCCGAAAAUGACUAUUUUCGUGAAAUGCAUUAUUUACGAGGAUUUAUUCAAUUACAAGAUCUCGUUGAACGUGCUAUCAUUGAUUUACAUUUUGAAGAUACUGGUAAAAACACAUCAAAUCCUGUAGUUUAUAUGCAAUUAAUGCCCUAUCCAUGCUAUCGUGGUGAUCCCGGAAAAGAAUCAUCGUAUGUUAAUUAUUUUAUUUUACCAAUUUUGGGGACAUUAAUGUGGACAGCAACAUUGGGUGUAUCAAUAAAAAAUCUGAUGCGUGAACGUGAAAGAAAUGUCGAACAAACAAUGAAAAUUAUGGGCCUUAAUUCAACUAUUAAUUUUAUUUCUUGGUUAAUUAGUUCAUAUAUACCGAUGAUAUUCGUGUCAAUUAUUGUUGCUAUUGUUCUUAAAUAUGGUGGCAUUUUUCCAGCAUCGGAACUUACUGUAACAGUAACACCAUUGCUUACUCUUGCUCUGUCAGCAUUAAUGCUUGGGUAUUUAGUGAGUGCUUUUUUUACCAAGGCAAAUUUAGCUACAUUGUGCGGCAUACUAAUCUAUUUUAUCUCUUAUCUUCCAUUUAUUCUUGUUAUGUUUCUCGAAGCUAAAAUGCAAUUAGUUCAUAAAAUCUUAAUCAAUCUAUCGAGUGCAACAGCAUUUGGCUAUGCAUCAAUAUAUUUAACACGAUUAGAAUAUCAAGGUGAAGGUAUUCAAUGGAAUACAGCUUUUAAAACUAUAUUUCCUAAUGAUCAAAUGAAUUUUGGUGUUGCUUGUGUCAUGAUGUUUGUCGAUUCGAUUAUUUAUGGUCUUAUUGGAAAUUAUAUUCUUUCGGUGAUGCCGGGUAAAAAUGGUCGUAAAAAACCAUUUUGGUAUCCGUUCUUACCAUCGACAUGGUGUUUUUGUAAGAAAUCAGAUCGACACGAUGGAUUCGGUUCAGCAUUUCGUAUUGAACGUGAACAACAACCAAAUCCAUUUACUACUCGAAUGAAACAAAUCGAUCCAAAUAAUGAAUUAGAACCAACCAAUUUAACUGUGGGCAUUGCUUUUGAAAAUUUAUCAAAACAAUUUGGUGAAAAUAAAAAAGCUGUUGAAAAUUUAUCAUUAAAACUUUAUGAAAAUCAAAUCACUGCUUUACUCGGACAUAAUGGUGCCGGAAAAACAACUACAAUUAGUGUAUUAACUGGAAUUUAUCCUCCGACAAAUGGUUCAGCAAGUAUCUAUGGUCGAGAUAUUACAACAGACUAUGAUCAAAUAAGAAAAAAUGUUGGUUUAUGUCCACAAGAAGAUAUUUUAUUUGAUUUUAUGACUGUUCGAGAACAUUUACAAUUCUACGGCCGUCUAAAAGGAAAUAUGAGUUCGAAAGAAUUAGAGAGAGAUGUAAAUGAACUUCUAAGUAGUAUGGGCUUGUGGACAUUUCAACAUGAACGUGUUUCAUCGUUGUCUGGUGGUGUACGACGACGAGUAGCUGUUAGUAUUGCAUUCGUAGCUGGCUCACGAACAGUUAUUCUCGAUGAACCAACAUCAGGCGUUGACCCAUGUGCAAGAAGAAGUAUUUGGGAAGUUAUAUUUAAACAUAGAACUGGUCGAACUAUUCUAUUAACAACACAUUAUUUGGAUGAAGCUGAUACGCUAAGCGAUCGAAUUGCUAUUAUUCAUCAAGGUCGAUUAUUAUGUAGUGGUUCGUCCAUGUUCUUGAAAAAACGUUUCGGCAAAGGCUAUAGUUUAACAGUGGAUUUAAAACUUAAAGUACAAAAUAAAAUUAAAGUCGUUGAAAGUAAACAAUUCAAAGAUCUUAAUACAUUUAUAUUACAAGAAAUACCCGAUGCAACUUUACGCGAACAGAUAGGCAGUGAAGUAACAUAUUCAUUGAAACAUGAGCAACGACAAAAAUUCGAACGAUUAUUUAAACAAAUUGAAGUUAAUAAAGAGCGACUAGCUAUUGGAAAUUAUGGUUUAUCCGAUACAACACUCGAAGAGGUUUUCCUAUGGGUAACAGAAUUAGCUGAUCAAGGUAAAAUGGACGAAUUAAAUGAUGUAACAACCGCACGAAAAAUUGGUGAACCAACACAAAUCUCAUCAUCGAACAGUGAUGAUAGUGGUCUCGGUGGAGAAUCAAAUGCCACAAUGGAUGGUAUUUCAAUAAUAAGUGGAAGUAGUACACAAUUGCCAACAUCAACUGCAAAUUUAACUCCUGAAAAACAUGCUAAAAUCACCGGUCGUAAACUAUAUUUUAGUCAAUUUCAAACAUUAUUAUUAAAACGUUUUCAUCAUACGAAACGUAAUUGGAAAGUAUUUCUUUCUCAUAUUCUUCUUCCAUUAAUAUUUGUUGCUAUGUCAAUGGGCUUUACAUUAUUACGUCCAUCGCAAAUCUUUCAACGGCCAUGGCUAUUAACACCGGCUAUGUACGAAAAUUCGGCAAUGUUUGUUAAGUAA
Molecule: messenger RNA, 3039 nt
Organism: Rotaria socialis
Lineage: Eukaryota; Metazoa; Rotifera; Eurotatoria; Philodinida; Philodinidae
Source: the annotation of a GenBank genome assembly